AUGGCGAAAGCUUCCCAUACAUUGCAAAAAGGUGCUGUCGUCCAGCACACCGCCAAAGCCCAUAACCUGAAAGGUCAACUGCCUGUAGGGAGCAUGGAAUCUUUGGCAACAACCAUUCGUUUCGUCACGCUGAACUGCCGAACACUAUCGAGAAACACGCAUGAGGGAUCGGCCCGUCAUCAGCACGAAAAUUACACCAUAUACUGCGGCGAUGCUGAUGAGAACAAAGUAGGUGGCUGCGCGAUAGCUGUGAGGAACGAUUACAAGAACCUGGUGGAGGAAUUUGGCUCAACGUCGUCUAGAUGCGCCUUUCUGCGACUGCGGGAUCGCAGAGGACGUAAACUCUGGAUCGUAAUUGCUCACGCACCUACGGAAACCGCUGAGGACAACAGUAAGGACGCUUUCUAUGAUGAACUCAAUGCGUUGAUGUCUAAAAUACCAAGCCAGCAGGUGGUCAUUGUCGGAAUCGACGCAAAUGCGAAGAUGGGACUCGAACAGCAAUCCGAUGUGCUAGGAAAAUGGUACUAUGCAGCGGAGCGCACGUCGGACAACGGUGACCGUCUCGUCGACUUGUGCGAACAGACGGGCUUCAUCAUCGCUUCCACGUUUAAGAGGAAUCAUCGACGCCAUCAGCUCACGUGGCAGGGGUCAACCCUUUUAACGCCUGAAGAGCAGCGCAAGCGGAAGAUGAGGACUCUUAAACUUCAGCUCGAUUACGUUCUGGAGAGGAACAUUCCUCAGUCAGAUAUCCGAAAAUCUAGAGCUGUUUGGGACGUCGCGGUCGACUCUGACCACCGUCCAGUUCUUCUCAGCUUCAAGAUACGGUUCCACAAGAGAAACCGAGGAGUUCCUCUUUAA
Molecule: messenger RNA, 858 nt
Organism: Necator americanus (New World hookworm)
Lineage: Eukaryota; Metazoa; Nematoda; Chromadorea; Rhabditida; Ancylostomatidae
Exons: 2
Coding region: 1-858 (285 amino acids)
Biological process (GO): chromatin remodeling
Cellular component (GO): nucleus
Source: RefSeq, a predicted model, not a curated record